Molecule: messenger RNA, 2658 nt
Organism: Adineta ricciae
Lineage: Eukaryota; Metazoa; Rotifera; Eurotatoria; Adinetida; Adinetidae
Source: the annotation of a GenBank genome assembly
AUGCAUUUUUAUCUGUGUUCUGCGCACAUCCUCCUUUACGACACAGAAGACAGCGUUUUGGAGCAGUUCGAUUGCAUACACUACACCGCAUACGAAGAGCGAGUUUCCUAUUGUCGUCGAGUACGCACGGGAACGUUCACGAUUGGAUGGGAAUAUACUUCAUGUCUCAACGAUGGUACUAUGUGGACUUUUAAAGAAUUACUUGACGGAAAAAAGAAGCCAAGCGAUGUACUAAGUUGGAGUUCGAGUGUUGAAAGGGCGGAUAAUUACGCUAGUCUUUACUAUAAUCGUUCCUGGAAAUGUAGUGAAUGUUGGUUAUGCCAGUGCAAACCAGGAACGUUCGGUACUUUUUGUCAAUAUCAACUUACUCAUGAAGCUCAUUCAUUUGAAGAAAGUAUCAACGCACAAUUUCAACAGAAAGAAUCUGAUCGAUGGGGUAUUCAACAGCACGGUAAUAUUCUUUGUUAUGUAACACUAAAAUGCAAUCAUGGUCAAUUGUGCUUGGAUUGGAGAGACAUCUGCGACGGUUACCAACAAUGUAUACACGGUCUCGACGAAGAAAACUGUGAUUUACUUGAAUUCAAUGAAUGUGAAGUAGAUGAAUACCGAUGCGACAAUGGAAUGUGUAUUGCUGAAGAGUUUUGGCUUGAUGGAGUUCUCAAUCCUUUCAAUAUCACUGGAGACAACAGAUAUCCAAGUAAGGAUCUAUCUUACCGAAACAUUUCCUACAUAUUUCGAAUCAUUUUAGUUGAAACAGAUUGUAUGGAUUGGACGGAUGAGACUUGGGGACCCAGCGGCUAUUGGUGUCCUACAAAUCCACGUAAUAUAGAAUGUGAUGAACAUGUAACACCGCUUCAUGCAUGGUCCUGUGGAGAUGGUCAGUUUAUCGAACGGGGAGAGCGCAUGGCAUUUCAACAAAUCAUACCACCAGAGGAUACAUGUUAUAAUCUGAGAAAUCUAUAUUAUCUAUGCGAAUCAGCUCGACCUAAUCCAUUAUGGACGUUUAGGAAUGGUAUGUGUAACAAUCAAGUUGGGUAUGAUGAUCUAUCGCGGGAUAUGAACAUGCAAUUAGACAAUACAACAAGAUGUGCGUACGUAAUUCGAUGCGGAUUAUCUAACGGAUUUGAACGUGAUUGCCCUUGUAAUUAUAAAAAUUGUUCAUCAAUACUGACUACUGUUUGUAACAGAGAAUUAACCUAUACGUUAUCAGCAAGCAUUAUUCGACCAUAUAUUCAAGGAUAUUAUCAUUGGGUUGAUAAACAGGACUGGACUAAUCCAGCGAUGGAUGAAUUCCGACUCGAUGGAGCUGUCAAAUGUCGAGGAUAUGAGGCAUCAACUAUUACACAAUUUUCCAUUGUAAGUCACGCAAUAGAUAAAGCUGAAAGUAUUCUGUGUUUUGAUGAAGAUCCGCUUAUUAAACGUAAUUACACAUCAAGACAUAAAUUUCAUGAGUCGUGCUGGAGCAAUGAAUCAUUGACAUUCAAUAAUCGACGUUACGCCUUCGUUGAUAUCUGUACCUCAGGCAGACGUGAAUGCAUUUCACAAUAUCGAAUUCAAAACAAAAUUUCUGAUUGCACUGACUCUCAGGAUGAACAGGCGUCAUUAACAUUGGGAAAUCUGUGUUGGAAUCUUCGAAAGCAUCGCUUCCGAUGUUCUUCUCAGCAACCUUCCUGCAUCAGUGUACAACAUUUUCAUAGCGGAUGUGCUUUAUGCAAAAAUCUGUUCGAUGAAAACUUAUAUGGCACAGGUGUCAAAUUAAGCACUAUUGCUUGUCUCUUUAGAGAAGAUCCCAACUGCUCAUUAUUGAAAAAAUACAUUAGCAACUCGUGGAUGAAUAUUUCGAAAGAGAAUGAUCCAGUCGCAGUGCAUCCUAGUAAACCGACUACUCGUCUACAGCAUCAUUACUAUUGUGAUACUAUCUGGCAGUUGCCUGACCGAUCAGACGAAUCGAGCAUCUUUUGUAAAGACUGGAUAUGUUUACCCCAUCAGUAUCAAUGUAGAACAGGACAAUGCAUCAGUCUGGUGUGGGUUUGCGAUGGCGAAUGGGAUUGUUCCGAUGCAUCCGAUGAAGAAGCCAUAAUUCUUAAUCAACCAUGGUCGAGUCACAAUGAACGGCUGAACUCGACUCUAGCUGAACGCGUUAAGAAUUGUGUGAUGCGAUAUUCCAAACAACUAUUUUCUAACUUAUGCAAUGCUUUCGAAUAUCCUUGCUAUCCAGCAAAUAUAACAAAACUGUCGGAUGUUCUCAACGGUACUCAACGCCCCUGCAUCGAUUUGAAUCAAAUUGGAGAUGGUGUUUCCGAUUGCUACAUGAGUCUUGAUGAAAGAAAUUUAGUUUCCAUUCGCGAUAAUAAUGAAAUGCUCGGAUUUAAUUUUCGCUGUAGUGGAAAUUUCUACGUACGAUAUUCAUGGGCUUGUCUAGACCAAUACUCGUGUUUUGAUCCUAUACUAUGUUCGUAUAAGAGCUGGGAUAAAACAUUUUGUUCCGGAAGGACAGAUGUCGUUUGUUUCAAUAAAACAUGUGCAAUACACGCACGAUGCGACGGUGUUCAUGAUUGCUUACCUUAUGGCGAAGAUGAAUAUUGGUGUGCUCCGGAAACUGCAAGGUACUCAUUACAACCAUAUCGUCAAACUAAAAUGCAAGUACCAGCACAAUGA